CCACAGAGAAUAACUAAAGCUCCGGCUCUUAGUCCCCGCCUGUGGCACUCCAGAGAAGUGCUCAGAAAUGACAGGCAGGAAGAGAGACCGAGGGGAUCGGGGCGGGGAUGCGGGGCUCUCCGCGGACCGUGCCGGGGCGACCCGAGCACGGGGUAGGCGACAGCAGCCAGGGGCUCUCCUUCUCCUCCUGCCUCCUUACCUCUCUCCCUCUUUCCUUCCCUCCCUCUCUUCCGUCCCGCCCCACCGCCCCCUGGGCGGGCCGCCCGCCGCGGCCCAUAUAGGAGCGGCUCGGGUUGCUGGCGGCACAGCGCAUCCUUCCACCCGCGGGCUCCUCUCGGAAAAGAGGCGGAUUCCCCAUUGCGCCGCUGCCAUGGCCUCGGUACCCUCCGCCGGCUGCCUCCUGGCCAAGAACCAGUACUACAGAACAAGACUGAACUCUGAAUCCAGCGUUUCUUCCAGCUCCUCCUGCUGUUCAGAUGCUGUGAACGUUACAGACCAGGAAAAAAUAUUUCACGGGUUACCUGACUUAAUUGAUAAAUAUUGGUGGAUAAAAAGUUUCUUCCAUAGUGAACCAUCUCCACCACCUGUUGGCAGAAAAACACUAUCAGCAAGCAGUACCAACAGUUGAAAAGAAUAGCGUGAUGGCCUUACUGACUGAGAUGCUAUGUACAGACCGGUUUUUCCAAGAGGCUUGGGAUCUUCCUAAUGUCUGGGUUCAGCUGCAAGAAGAAAACAAAACCUUUAGGAAAGUGGAGAAGUGUAUUUUCAAAAUAUUUGUCAGUAGCUUAAAUGAUAUUGCUUAAUGGAUAUGUCCAUGGCCCACUGUGUUCUUUACAGAAUUGUAUGAUUUGAGAUGUCUCUCUAAUAGAAGUAACCAGGAUUAUAUAUCCAGAUGAACUGAAUAAUCAGAGAAAAAAUUACAAUAAAGGUAAGAUAUUGUAGGUUUAGGAGAAGAAUCUGUGUUGGAUGACUGCAAUAGGUUAAGUUACCUUUAAGAUAUCAACUCUACAGGCAGUCACACUGAUACAAAGAUUCAGAUCUAUAGUCCGGAGUAGGACUGCUAUAUUGUACAUGUCUUCCAUCAAGUAUUUGUGUACCAGUUACAGAGAGUAAGUUUACAAGAAUGAUUGUCAAUUGCUUUGAUUUUAGAAAGCCCAGUUACAUGAAGAAACAGUAAUCUGUUUGGCCUCUUUGAUCAAGGAGGGUGCAUAGAUCCUAACCUCAAAUAUCCACGUACAACUUUCAUUCAUAUCUAUGCAUGUUGGUUUCUGAGGACAGAAUAUAGGAGAUGGACAAGGAACCAGUAAUCCUAGUGGACACUGACAUUUUCCAAGGAGAAAAGCAACCUUAAUCAGAGUUCAUACUCCCAGCUCCAUUUUAGAUUUCUCUCAUUCACUUUGUUGUGGCUUGAAGAGCUACUUGUUCUUAGUUGACUAAUUCUAUCAAUAUUCUGCUCUCUGUCAGCUUAGUUAUGUGCUAGAUCUGGCAAAAUGUUCCACUCAAGGUAAUGACACUGUUAUUAUCCAAGUCUAUCUUUGUUGUGAUUCGUGCUCUUGAAAGACACUGUACUAUUGCAAUGCUGAAGACCAAAUGAAGCUAAUUAGUACAUCAGAUUACUUAUUCUACUGGGUAUGACUGAAAUGCAUCAGAGAAUAUGGCAAAUAACAUAUUUGGCUGGAUGAUAAAAUUUGUGUCAAUUAUCUAUGUAACUCUUUGAUGUAUUAUCAGUAAACCUGCCUGAUGUUUAUCCAUCACUGGAUGAACUAACAGUAGCCAAUAUUAAUGUAACCAACAUGUUUUUACUAUGGGUUAACGGUUGUCAUGGAUGUGCAUAACUCCAAAGUGUAUCAAGUGGCUUCUUCAGGAGGCUUACAGUCUCUGUGAAGACAAAAAAUGCAUGGCAGGUGACAACAGACAAGAACACAAUUCUGAAAGCAUAAUUUCAAGGGUCUUUAAAUUGACUUGUUAUGUGUCUUACUUUACUUCUAUUGUAUAGUUUUAUCUUUCUCCUUUAAGUGUACAGAAUGAGCUUUUUUAUGCUAAGAUUUUUUUAUUAAUAAAUAUUUAAUCAGUAGUU
Molecule: messenger RNA, 2077 nt
Organism: Neopelma chrysocephalum (saffron-crested tyrant-manakin)
Lineage: Eukaryota; Metazoa; Chordata; Aves; Passeriformes; Pipridae
Gene: PPDPFL
Product: pancreatic progenitor cell differentiation and proliferation factor like
Exons: 4
Coding region: 68-628 (186 amino acids)
Biological process (GO): multicellular organism development; cell differentiation
Source: RefSeq, a predicted model, not a curated record